AUGGCCGCCUCUGUAAAACAAUAUUCGGCAUACAACGAGCACACGGCGGAGUACAACAACAGGAGCAUGGGUUUCUCGGUAGUGGCGCCUGAGGUAGCAGUCCCUGGGAAAACGACUGCCGUCCUUGUUACUCUCCACGGGAGAGCUGGAGAGGAACCUCUGGAUCCACUGAAUGUCACCGUCAGAUUGGAAACACAGGAUGCUGAUAAUGAUGUCAAACUGCUGACUACUGCUAGCCAGAUGAUUACAGUGCUUACUUUUUCUGGACCAAUGAAGUUAAUAGUUUUUACCACAUUGGUCCAGAAAAAGUAAGCACUUUUAGACUCUUACCUAGUUUCACAAAACUCCAUUAAGGUUUAAUGGAAAUUGAUUUAUGACGUUUUAAACUAAUGACAAUGUAAUGGACAUUUGUGCAAGUUUAUCUAAAACUUCUUUUAUAACGGCAAUUUAAUUACGAGUAAGAUUAAUAAUUUAGUCUGCCUCCUUAACGCCAAAGGAGCUUGA
Molecule: messenger RNA, 504 nt
Organism: Diatraea saccharalis (sugarcane borer)
Lineage: Eukaryota; Metazoa; Arthropoda; Insecta; Lepidoptera; Crambidae
Source: the annotation of a GenBank genome assembly